AUUAAAACUUUUUGACAGCACGACCGUCAGGCCGAAGUUGAAGAUUGUUCUCGACUUUUUGAAAAUGUUUUUGUACUAUUUUCAUCCACUAUGCUGUAAAUAAAAUUACCUGUGUAAAGUUGCUGGCUUAGGAUAAUUUUAUUCCCAACUACCUCUCAAUCAGACUGAUCUCGAGCGGAUGUAGAGGUUAUACAUAAGUUGUAAAAUUUAAAAGUCAUUGAAAAAUAAUAGCAGUAAAAUGUUUUGUUGGGGUAAUGCGACUCAUCACGAAUUAUGCAUAGAAGGACCAGAUACUCUUGAUUUGGUAAUAAGACCAACACUUUCAAAAUGGCGCGAGAGCAAUCAUUUAAAAUCAGUAGCCGCUGGAGAAUUCCAUUCACUGUACCUCACAAACAGUGGCCACCUGUAUUCAUGUGGUAACAAUGAUGUUGGACAGUUGGGACGCAACACAGAUCACAAAGAAGGAAAGACUCCAGCACUAGUUGAAACAUUCAAAGACUGUACAAUAUCAUCAGUUGAUUGUGGUAUGCAGCAUUCCGUUGCCCUGGACGAAUGGGGCCAGCUUUUCAGUUGGGGCUCCGACAGUAUGGGCCAGCUUGGCAGUAAUCUUGGUACACAUGCCCAGGACAAGCCCAAGUUUGUAAAAGGCCUGGCAACGAAGAAUGUAAUACAAGUAGCGUGUGGCGCAUACCAUUCAAUAGCGUUGACUAAUAAUGGCGACCUUUACUCUUGGGGUGCAAACAGUUAUGGCCAGUGUGGUCUUGGCACGAUGUCGAACAAAGAAAUGAUUCCGCAACCAAUCACCUCGCUACUCGGUGUUCCUAUAGCGCUGAUCGCUUGCGGCAGCAACCACACAUUUGCCUUAUCUAAAUCUGGUGCCGUAUUUGGUUGGGGCAAAAAUACUCACGGCCAGCUGGGUCUUCAAGACAGAGAAAACAAGUGCUACCCAUCACAUCUAAAAGUUUUAAGAAAUGUUAAGGUAUGUCACAUAGCAUGUGGCGAAGACUUCACAGUGUUCCUCACGUUGGACGGCGGCGUGUUCACGUGCGGGACGAGCGAGUACGGCCAGACCGGCCAUGGCACCACCAAGGACGAACUCGUGCCUAGAAAGAUAAUGGAGCUAAUGGGUAGCACAGUGACGCAGGUGGCGUGCGGGCGGCGCCACGUGCUGUGCCGCGUGGGGGAGCGCAUCCUGGCGUGCGGCUACGGCGCGCGCGGCCAGCUGGGCUGCCCGCACAUGGCCUUCGCGCUCGUGCCCACGCCCGUGCCCUUCGCGCCCAGCGACGAGUCGCCGACUGAAAUCGCUGGCCAGAGUAAGCUUAAGAAGAAAGCGAAAGUCGAAGGCGCGAUGUCAAUUCCACGCAAUAGCAGCGCGGGCGGUUCCAAACUAAAUUUUACACAAGAGAUCUUCAAAGGGCCGAUCAAGGUGUUCGCGGGCGGCGACCACAGUUUCCUUAUAAUCGACCAUGACAGGUCCGGACCUAUUGACUUCCGGACCGCGGACCAUAGGAAACAAAUCCUCACGCUGACUAUACCGAAGUUAGCUGCCUGCGAAGUGUUUAAAGACAGCGAUGUUGUUAAUCAGGACCUACUGGCGUACCUAGAGACGGUGUUCGGUUCUCUGGCGUGUUUGAACAGUUCGUUCCUAGCGCCGAACAACGCCCACUUCGGGUGCAACACGAAGGUGCCCGGCGUCGACCUCAGGAAAGCGGAGGAGGCCUUCACGUUAGUUAGCAGAUUUGAAAAUACUACAAUCAAAGAACUUAUUUUUAAUCAUUUGACAGAAAACAUUAUAAUGAAGAUGAAAGUGUCGCCGCCCGACGCAGAAGCGCUCAGAAUGUUUUUAAUCUUGCCAUUGUACCACGAGAUGCGGAAUCCACGUCGACAUGCUGAAUUACAGGGUCCAUUCGCGGAAGCGUUCAACAACCUGUCAACGCACCCACAGAGGAUAGUGAACCUUUGGUGGGAGGCGCAAACCCCAGAAUACUUUGAAAUGCUCGUAGACAUAUUCAAAAGUGUUAUCGUGUAUGAACUUAUGCAGCCUACAGUACGCGCUAAUAAGAAAAUAUACUUCACACAUAGCAUUAUACAAAUCCUAAACGCUUUAUCGUCACUGAACAAAAUAAACUUUACGAAUCCAAAGAACCCGAAAAUACCAGCGGAAUGUUUUUACAUAGAGGACUUGUGUGACCACGUAGACAUCGCUACCGAUUAUAUCAACUGGCUUUCAGAUCAUGCGUCGGCACACCCGCACAUGUGUAACUACGCCUUCCUUUUCGACGUCCAAUGCAAAUCGUUACUCCUCAAAAUAGAUCAACAGUUACAAAUGCAGAUAGCUAUAAGCAGAGCUGCGACACAGAUAUUCACAAGGUUGUUCAUGGACCCCACGUAUGAAUACCAGAGAGACCAGUUCCUCAACCUUACUGUUUCGAGAAAUCAUAUUGUUAGAGAUACGAUGACGCAGAUCAGUAAUCAUGAGACGUCGCAGUUGAAGAAGCCGCUUAGAGUAGAAUUCGUAGGCGAGGAAGCAGAGGACGCGGGCGGCGUUAAGAAGGAGUUCUUCUUACUACUGCUGAAGGAGAUCUUUGACCCCGUGUACGGCAUGUUCAAGCAGUCAGAGGAAACUAACAUGAUAUGGUUCUCGAACAACCCCUUCGAGGAUGACGUCAUGUAUUACCUGAUUGGUGCCAUUUAUGGUCUUGCUAUAUACAAUUCGAUUAUAAUCUACGUUCCGUUUCCUUUGGUUUUAUACAAGAAGUUAUUGGAGGAGGCAGUUAUGUUGGAUGACCUCUCUGACUUGUAUCCAACGCUCGCUAAUAGUCUGAAAAGCUUGUUGGAGUAUCCCGAUGAAGAUGUUGAAGACGUAUUCAGCUUAUGUUUCGCUGUGAACACGGAAGUGUUCGGUCAGAUUCACGUACACCCGCUGAAGGAGAACGGCGAGAACCUGCCCGUGACGCACGAGAACAAGCAGGAGUACGUCGAGCUGUACGUCGACUUCCUGCUCAACAAGUCCGUCGAGAACCAGUUUAAGGCCUUUAAUCAAGGGUUUCAGAAGGUUUGUGGCGGCAGAAUAAUAAAACUAUUUAGAUCUCAUGAAAUGAUGUCAGUUGUGAUGGGCAAUGAGGAGUACGACUGGGAAGUGUUCGAGAGCAAUUGUGAAUAUAAAAACGGUUAUACAGCGGGUGAUCCACAGAUCAGAUGGUUCUGGGAAACGUUUCACGAGCUGCCGCUUGAAGACAAGAAAAAAUUCCUUUUAUUUUUGACUGGCAGCGACCGUGUACCGAUACAGGGAAUGAGGGAUAUUAAAAUAAGAAUCCAGGCCGUAGCAGACGACAGGUACUUCCCGGUAGCCCACACGUGCUUCAACCUGCUGGACCUGCCGCGCUACAAGACCAAGGAGCGGCUCAAGUACCACCUGCUGCAGGCCAUCCAGCAGACGCAAGGCUUCUCCCUCGUAUGAGGCUCGCGCCGCUCCACGCGACACGCUUGUCUACAUGCGUACUGCUCACUGUCGGGGGGAACUCCCAGCGGACUGGGCCAGCAAUUAUUACCCGUACUUCGAACUCAGAGCCAGGAACAUUGUUUAAUAGGUAAAUCUUCUAGUGUGGUUGACAUAAUCGGGCAAGCUAAGCUUUGUCAUUUCCGUCGAGAUUCCAGUCUGAUAGUGAGAUAUCUGUUUUUUUUAUCGCUUUUUACGAUAAAUUCCAAGUACACGCGGAAUCGAUGCCUUGUUCUCGCUGAAGUCCAUUAGCGUAAUGUUUUAAUUAAUGAUUGUUGAAUAUCUUUUUGCAUUAUUUAUAAUCAGGAUAGUCCUAACACCCGAAUGUUCGUCAGAUAAAUUGAUAUAGUGAUUUGCUAGUAUACUCUUGGUGCCUUUCCAGACUAUCAAUAAUCCUGUUAUUUAUAUAUUGUUCUAGUGUAAUAAAUCAGUUACUUUACGCAAGUUUUUUUAUAUAAUUUAACGUUUUAUUUAUUGAAUCCAUGAAUACAUUGUUUAAUGUUUGCAUUUAUGUUCACUAUUUAAAGCAUAAUAAUGUGAUAAAUGUAACUUAUAUAUUUUUAAAGAAAUAAUUCUAUUAGAUGAAAGGGGGGAAAUAAUAUUUUAAGAAUUCAUUUCAUUAAUAUAAAUCUAGGGUUGUCUGCCAUGUUCAUUUUAUGAACAGUUUAAUUGACAACCGAAACCAGUAAUGUUGAAAGGUCAUAAAGCAGAUUCGCUUAUGUUAUGUUCUUCCGACAUUCUAUAAUGAGCCGACACCUGUGUCCGUAUGGUGUGUAGUGAAUAAGAAGUGGCUGGGCUAGGUCCUCACGACCCGUCGCCGCCGGAUCGCCUAGCAGCCGAGCUCAAUAUUGUUAUUGUUGGUUAUUAUAGAUGCGCGGCCGCGGACAGCAGCCGUAACGGUUUGUACAUACAACGGCUUCCUAUGUGAUAUUAAGAUAUUACCAUUCAUUACAUUCGGCGACAAUACUACUGCUUUUUGUAAUUGUUACUCUGAUUUGUUAUAAAUUGUACAUGUUGUACAUAUUUGUAUUGUACGUAGCUUGGCUAGAUUGCUGUUAUUGUUUUGAAGCAUUUAUGAGUGCACCUCACUAGGUACUCGGCGUGGUUUGUACACGAUGUAUGUAAUGUAUGAUAAUAUAAUAUUUUCAUACACAAA
This is a messenger RNA of Trichoplusia ni (cabbage looper), 4655 nucleotides long. It is a transcript of the gene Herc4, whose product is annotated as probable E3 ubiquitin-protein ligase HERC4. Lineage: Eukaryota; Metazoa; Arthropoda; Insecta; Lepidoptera; Noctuidae. Gene Ontology annotation, molecular function: ubiquitin-protein transferase activity. The record is from RefSeq and is a predicted model, not a curated record. The transcript has 21 exons. The coding region runs from base 239 to 3460 and encodes 1073 amino acids.